AUGCCACUCCCUGCGCCGUUCCGGGUCUUCUCCCCACCCUCCUCCGCCUCCUCCGCUGCCGCCAGCCCCGCCGGAGCGCAGCGCUCGUUGCUCUACGGGCGCCGCUCGCCGCUCGCGGGAGCGCUCUUGUUCUUCAGCAUCGGCGCCGUCAGCGCUGCGGUCGCCUGCAGGACGGGGUGCUCCAUCUCCCACCGACGCCUCCCCUUCCUCGGGGUAAGAGGUCUCAGUUCUACUCGAAUGGAGUCCGCUUCCACCACAGUGCCAUCCAUUGUCGUGUAUGUGACAGUUCCAAACAGAGAAGCAGGCAAGAAGCUGUCACACAGCAUCAUCAGCGAGAAGCUUGCUGCUUGUGUCAAUAUAGUGCCUGGCAUUGAAUCCGUUUACUGGUGGGAGGGAAAGGUGCAAUCUGAUACUGAGGAAUUGCUCAUCAUCAAGACCAGGGAAUCACUUCUGGAUGCCUUGACUGCACAUGUCAAAGCCAACCAUGAAUAUGAUGUUCCUGAAGUUAUUGCUCUACCCAUAACUGGGGGUAACACCAAGUAUUUGGAAUGGCUCAAGAACAGCACUAGGGACAACUGA
Messenger RNA from Miscanthus lutarioriparius, 579 nucleotides. The record is from the annotation of a GenBank genome assembly. NCBI's taxonomy places the organism in Eukaryota, Viridiplantae, Streptophyta, Magnoliopsida, Poales, Poaceae.